Messenger RNA from Coregonus sp. 'balchen', 10686 nucleotides. Lineage: Eukaryota; Metazoa; Chordata; Actinopteri; Salmoniformes; Salmonidae. The record is from the annotation of a GenBank genome assembly.
AUGUCUGGAUACAGCUCGGAUAGUAGUAGUAGCGAGGACUCCGAUACUGGGAUCCGGAGGAAAGCCUGCACUGUCAAACAUGAGAUCACCAAUGGUAAGUAACCAUCAAAGUAAACUGUACUGUUUCAUAAUUUAUUAUUUGAAUCUGCCAAAGGAUUUAAAGAUGCUAUACACUUUGGGUAAAUGUUGCCCCUCAGUAUUUUAAUGAAUGAUAGAACAGGCUUCCCCAAUUCAAGUCAAUGAUGACAUAAUGGGCGGACAUUGCGAGUGUACCCAGAGGAGCAAAGCAGGAAGUAAAAGCAGGAAGUAAAAGCAGGAAGUGUACCCAUCAAUAUGUGCUGUGAUUUGUUGAUUCAGUUCUACUGAUGUUACAAAAAAUACAUUCCAUUGCAUGAACCACAUCUGUUAAUAUCAUUUGAAUGAACAUUAUACAUUACCAUGGGAAUUAUUGCAUCACAAUACCAGGCAGCCAUUGCGAGUGUACCAAUGAGUUUACCAGUCAAAUUGCCAGGGUUAGAGGUUCCAAGCCCGUUCUAUUCAUUCUAGUUCUAUGACCGACACCUGGGACCACAGCAAUGGAUGAAUGCAAGCAGACCAUCAAUCAUGUUUGUUGUGGUGUCACAAAAUAAUCACAGUUUACAGUGCUCAGAUGUUUCCUCAGUGUGUGUGUGCAUGAGCGUGUGUUGUGUGCGUGCAAGCACUUAUACUGUACUCUCUCCCCGAUGCCAGCAAACCUCACAGGCCAUACUGAGAGAGUGGGCAUGGAGAACUUUGAGCUUCUCAAAGUCUUGGGCACAGGAGGUGAGUCUCACUGCACCGAUCUGGGGUUCAUAGCAUAGGGUCAUGGUGUUAUUGGAGACCUGGAUAACUUAAUUUUAUUGUCAAUUUUUUGUGGAACAUUCUAAAUGUAGUGGAGGCUCCUGGGUGGGUGGUAGGGGCUACAAUCAAAUGUGAUGCAACAUUUUCCAAUCUGUCCUGUGUGUCUCUGUCUAGCCUAUGGGAAAGUGUUUCUGGUCAGAAAGAACAGUGGUCAUGAUGAAGGGAAGCUGUAUGCGAUGAAGGUGAGUCUGUAUCAUCUGUGACAUUGGACCAAAGACGACCCAAGCAUUGACAUUGUCAGAUGUAGGGAGAAUGUAUGGGCGGGUUGACUGACUGUUGAUGAUAAUGUCUCAGGUGCUGAAGAAAGCAGCCAUUGUUCAGAAGGCAAAGACUGCAGAGCACACGCGCACAGAGAGACAGGUGCUGGAGCACAUCCGCCAGUCCCCGUUCCUGGUCACCCUGCACUACGCCUUCCAGACACAGACCAAGCUCCAUCUCAUCCUGGGUGAGCGCGGGGUCAAACAGACCCAUACAUGGAACUCUCCGCCUAUGACCUUGAAGUGCUGAAAGUGUGUCCCUCUGUGUGUAUACUGUAUGUUUCUGUCUAUAUGCCUGUGUAUGUGUGUGGUUUGUGUUUGUCUAUUCAAGUCUUAUAUGUAUCUGUCUGUAUCUGUGCACGUGUGUAUAGACUAUGUGAGCGGAGGGGAGAUGUUCACACACUUGUACCAGCGGGAUCACUUCUCUGAGGAAGAGGUGCGGAUUUACAUCGGGGAGAUUAUCUUGGCCCUGGAGCACCUCCACAAGGUAUGUUGUUAAGCAUUUCUGUCCUUUACAUUACCUUGCAGGUAUUCCAUUCUAUUUACUUCCUACAUGUUAGUCUUACAUUAUUAUUAUUAUUAUUAUUAUUAUUAUUAUUAUUAUUAUUAUUAUUAUUAUGUGUAGGCUAGAUUCUAUCCUCUCUGUUAAUCGUAUGUUAUCCUGUGUAUGUAACUUCCUGCUCGGUGUGACUCGUACAGCUGGGCAUCGUGUACCGGGACAUCAAGUUAGAGAACAUCCUCUUGGACAGCGAGGGACAUUUAGUGCUGACAGAUUUUGGGCUCAGCAAAGAGUUCCUGGAGGAGGAGGUGCGUAAAAAAAGAAACCCUUUUUCAUUGAUGCCUCUAUUUGUGUGGACGCAAUCUGUGCAUGUAUGUAUCCAUGCAUGCAUAUAUUUUUGUCACUACAGACUAGUCUUAGCGGAGUUGCCAACAUCCGAUUUUUAGGGAUACAACUAAUUCAACCUAGCUUCCUUUUCCGCUGAAAACCGGAUGUGGGAACUCCGCUCAGACGUUUUCUUUUACGCCUGCUACGUUAGGUUACUACAGACUGAGACGUUUAUUUUCCUCACUACAGAAGGAAAGGACGUAUUCAUUUUGUGGCACCAUAGAGUACAUGGCUCCAGAGAUCAUCAGGGGGAAGUCUGGUCAUGGAAAGGUAAGAGUUAACCCAUCACUCAGGGAGAGAACUUUGGAGGUGCUGUGAGCUACAGUGUUUCAUUAGCCAUCAAUUACUGUAGAACACAAAUAGUCAUCUUUCUUUUAUUUUGUCAUCCUACCUUUCUCCAGUCAGUAGAUUGGUGGAGUCUGGGGAUCCUGAUGUUUGAGUUGCUGACUGGGGCGUCACCAUUCACCCUGGAGGGGGAGAGGAACUCCCAGAGUGAGGUGUCCAAGUGAGUGCUGUGUGCCAUCCACCCCUCCUCACACACACUGGUUCCAUCCCACUCUGUCAUCAUUGUCUGUGGCCCUCUGCAACUUAUCAAAAUAAUGACAUCGAUUGUAAAGGUGGCUCCUUUCAACCUCUCUUUUAUCUUGCUGUCUGAGUACAAUAACAAAGAAAUUAGUUGUGCUUCGUCCUUUGUGAAACAAAGCCUGAAGCUUAAUUAGAAAAUAUGUUAAUGUGUUGCUUUGCAAUCGUGUUCUUUAUGGCCAUAAUGGUUGGCUUAUAAUUAGGGCUGUGUUUACACAGUGUAUACAGUGAUUGUUAUUCACUCUUUACAUUUUUCGGUCUGCCCCUCCUGCCCUCCUUUCAGGCGCAUCUUACAUUGCGAGCCGCCGUUCCCCUCUAUGAUCGGCGCCGUGGCUCAGGACCUGUUGAGGAAGCUGUUGGUCAAAGACCCCCACAAGAGACUGGGCUCUGGGCCACGAGGGGCCGACGACAUCAAGAGUCAUGCCUUCUUCAAGGUGCUCGUCUUCCCUCCUGCCUCUCGCUCUGUCUCUAGGCCCAUCUCACUCCCUCUCUCUCUCCCAACGCGCGCACACACACUCUCCUUUCACCAUUCUCCUCCCAUUGCUCUAUAUUCAUAGGGUCUCAGUUGGUCAGACCUGGCUGAGAAGAAGGUAGUCAGCCCGUUCAAACCAGAGAUCCGGAGUGAGCUGGAUACAGGGAACUUUGCUGAGGAGUUCACUGGUAUGAAUCCUCUCUACUCUCCAGCCAGCACCCCACCAAGCACAGAUCGACUGUUCCAGGUACCCUUACACCCUACCCUCUGCAAUACGCUAAAUACAUACUCUGUGCCUACAUUGGCACAGAAAGAAACCUUUUGAUAGUCCCUCCACAUAUAAGACUCUUCUCUUCCAUUUCAGGGCUACUCUUUCGUUGCUCCCUCCAUUCUGUUCAACAAGAACGUGGUGAUGGGGGACUUCAUGGAGGGCCAGAUGGGAGCAGAGCGGCCGGGCUCAGCCACUGUCCGUCGCAGUGCUAUGUUAGCGGUAUGGAUCUAGUCCUGACAUGGCUGUAGGAAAGAUAGUGCUAUGAUAGAGAUACGGAACUAGUCCUGACAUGGAUGUAGGAAAGACAGUGCUAUGAUAGAGAUAUGGAACUAGCCCUGACAUGGCUGUAGGAAAGACAGUGCUAUGUUAGAGAUAUGGAACCAGUCCUGAUAUGGCUGUAGGAAAGACAGUGCUAUGAUAGAGAUAUGGAACUAGUCCUGAUAUGGCUGUAGGAAAGACAGUGCUAUGAUAGAGAUACGGAACUAGUCCUGAUAUGGCUGUAGGAAAGACAGUGCUAUGUUAGAGAUAUGGAACUAGUCUUCACAUGGCUGUAGGAUAGUUGUUAGGUGAAUGUAUUACGUCAGGUCUUGCUGGUUGGCCUGAGCUCAAUCUGAGCUGCUUUAGUAAAUAUCCAUCCAGGCAAUAAUUUAAAGAUUGAACAAGGGUAAGAUUUGGACACAUUCUGCGGUUUCCUGUGCAGUUGUAUUUGACUUCCCUCUUUUGUCCUCUGCAGGACUCUACGUUCUUCCAGCUGUAUGAGCUGUGCCUGCAGGGGGCGCCCCUGGGCGAGGGAAGCUUCUCUGUGUGCAGGAAGUGUCGACACCGCCAGAGCGGCCAUGAGUACGCCGUCAAGAUCAUCAGCCGCAGGUGAGUCAGCCGAGGCGUGGUGCUGGCUGAGACUCUGUCACGCACUAAUGCAAUGUGUCAUUGCUACACCUGCAUGAUGAAUUACACACUUCACGCUGCUGUGUUUUAAUAUCUAUUCCAAGGCAUUUUUUAUUUUAUUUUUUAUUAUUAUAUAUUUUUUAAGGGGGUAGAGCCAAUGCAUUACCAUAGCUGUUUCAUAGGCUGUUUGGCGCACUGAUGUGCUUUGUGUUGUUGACCUUUAAUGUAUGAAUGCCUUUGAACCCUCUCUCUCUCUCUUGCUUGUUAGAAUGGAAGUGAACACUCAGAGGGAGAUUGCUGCCCUCAGGCAGUGUGAGGCUCACCCCAACAUUGUCAAACUACACGAGGUCUACACUGAUCAGGUACACAAUGAUGAUAGAAAUGCACAGGCACGCACGUUCAAGCACUGACAACUACAGGCACGCACGUUCAAGCACUGACAACUACAGGCAAGCACGUUCAAGCACUGACAACUACAGGCAAGCACGUUCAAGCACUGACAACUACAGGCACGCACGUUCAAGCACUGACAACUACAGGCAAGCACGUUCAAGCACUGACAACUAUAGGCAAGCACAUUCAAGCACUGACAACGACAGGCACGCACGUUCAAGCACUGACAACUACAGGCAAGCACGUUCAAGCACUGACAACUACAGGCAAGCACGUUCAAGCACUGACAACGACAGGCACGCACGUUCAAGCACUGACAACUACAGGCACGCACGUUCAAGCACUGACAACUAUAGGCAAGCACGUUCAAGCACUGACAACGACAGGCACGCACGUUCAAGCACUGACAACUACAGGCAAGCACGUUCAAGCACUGACAACUAUAGGCAAGCACGUUCAAGCACUGACAACGACAGGCACGCACGUUCAAGCACUGACAACUAUAGGCAAGCACGUUCAAGCACUGACAACUACAGGCACGCACGUUCAAGCACUGACAACUACAGGCAAGCACGUUCAAGCACUGACAACUACAGGCAAGCACGUUCAAGCACUGACAACUACAGGCACGUUCUUUCUCUUCUCCUGUGUUUACUUGCAAGGUGUCAGGUCUUGAAUCACAAUAAUGUUAGACAUUUGGGGAAUUUAUUGGGGAACUUAAUCAAUCAUGCAGCAAUAAACUAUUUUCUCAUCAUACAACCUCAUUAUUUUCUCUCUCCCCCUCACCCCGCUCUUUCCCCAUCCUCCCUCCCCACCCCUCUCUUUCCCCAUCCUCCCUCCUCCCCCCCCGCUCUUUCCCCAUCCUCCCCUCCCUCCCCACCGCCCGCUCUUCCCCAUCCUCCUCCCUCCCCACCCGCUCUUUUUCCCCUCCUCCCUCCCCACCCCGCUUUCCCCUCCUCCCUCCCCACCCCGCUCUUUCCCCAUCCUCCUCCCUCCCCACCCCGCUCUUUCCCCAUCCUCCCUCCCUGCCCACCCCGCUCUUUCCCCAUCCUCCCUCCCUCCCCACCCCGCUCUUUCCCAUCCUCCCUCCCCACCCCCGUCUUUUUCCAAGCCUCCCUCCCUCCCCACCCCGCUUUUCCCUCCUCUCCCCCCCCCCCCUCCUUCCCCCCUCCCCCCCCCAGCUUCUUUCCCAUCCUCUCCUUCCUCCCACCCACCCCGUCCUUCCCCUCCCACCUCUCCCUCCCCCCCACCCGCUCUUUCCCAUCCUCCCCUCUCCCCACUCCUCUCUUUCCCAUCCUCCCUCCCUCCCCACCCCACUCUUUCCCCCUCCUCCCUCCCACCCCCUCUUUCCCCAUCCUCCCUCCCCCACCCCCUCCUUUCCCCCAUCCUCCCUCCCUCCCCACCACCCCUGCUCUUUCCCCCAUCCUCCUCCCCACCCCGCCCCUCUUUCCCCACUCCUCCCCCUCCCCACCCCUCUUUCCCCAUCCUCCCUCCCUCCCCACCCCGCUCUUCCCCCCUCCUCCCCCCCCCCCCCCCACCCCACUCUUUCCCCAUCCUCCCUCCCCCUCCCCACCCCACUCUUUCCCCAUCCUCCCUCCCCUCCCCCCCCACUCUUCCCCUCUCCCCCAUCCUCCCUCCCCUCCCCCUCCCCACCACUCUUUCCCCAUCCUCCCUCCCUCCUCCCCCCACCCCACUCUUCCCCAGCCUCCUCCUCCUCCCCUCCCCACCCCACUCUUUCCCCAUCCUCCCUCCCCUCCCCACCCCACUCUUUCCCCAUCCUCCCUCCCAUCCUCCCUCCCUCCCUCCCCACCCCACUCUUUCCCCAUCCUCCCUCCCUCCCCACCCCACUCUUGCCCUAUCCUCCCUCCCUCUCUCUCCCUCCCCCUCCCCUCUAUCAGUUCCAUACAUACCUGGUGAUGGAGCUGCUGCGUGGGGGGGAGCUGCUGGAGAGGAUCAAGAGGAAGAAACUGUUUGGGGAAUCAGAGGCCAGUCAGCUGCUCAGGAGCCUGGUGUCAGCUGUCGGCUUCAUGCACGAGGCUGGAGUGGUGCACAGAGACCUCAAACCAGAGGUGGGCCAACAGACACACUGACAGAGAGAGAGAGAGGGAGUCUAAAUAUAUUCUAUAGCAAUGUAUGGCCAGGAAAAAGUAACACAUUGAGAUUGCUUCAAUAGUACUCUGCACCAACCAAAGCCUGCAGCCAGUGAGUAUGAUGAGAUCAAAGUCUUUAGCAAUGCUGUAAAAACCACUAAGCAUGGCCUAUCAGGUUUAUGAUUUUAUUUUGUUGGUUCAGGCUAAAAUAAAUUGACAUUUGUUGCUCCAUUACAUCAGCCAGUGACUGUAACCUUCUGUUGACUGUGUUGUUCCUGCACGGCCCACUCACUUUCUCUCUCUCUCUCUCUGUCUCUCUCUCUCUCUCUCUCUCUCUCUCUCUGACUCUCUCUCUGUCUCUCUGUCUCUCUCUCUCCUCUCUCUCGCUCUCUCUUUUCUUUUCUCUUUUUCAGAAUGUUCUGUUUGCAGACGAGGGGGAGGACUCGGUGCUGAAGGUGAUAGAUUUUGGUUUUGCGCGGCUGUGCCCUGCGGGCAGCGCCCCCCUGCAGACUCCCUGCUUCACACUGCAGUACGCUGCUCCUGAGCUCUUCCACAGCACCGGCUACGACCAGGCCUGUGACCUCUGGAGCCUUGGGGUCAUCCUGGUACUUACACUCCUAACUGACUCGGUAAUGUGUCAUUAGUAAAACAAAUUAUUAUGAUGUUAUUAAUGACUGUGUGUGUCCAUCCGUCCGGCAGUACACCAUGCUGUCAGGACAGGUGCCCUUCCAGAGUAAGCAGCAGCAGCGGGCAGGGAUGACCUCAUCUUAUGCUGCUGACAUCAUGCAUAAAAUUAAAGAGGGAGACUUCUCAUUGACCGGAGAAGCCUGGAAGGGUGUGUCAGAGGAGGCUAAAGAGCUUGUGAAAGGUAUGUUCUGCAUCCCUUACAGUAUCCUUAUUCACUCAUUGACAUGAUGCAAUUAUUCAUUUUCCAUUCACUCGAUCUUUUAAACAUUCCCCCCUUUAUCUGUCCCUACCCUCGCUCACUUUCCUCCUUUCUGUCAUGCUUUCUCUGCCCCUUUCUUUCCCCUCGCUCUGCAACCCCCCUCCCCGCCCAACCUCUCAUAUUUUUCAUUUUGGCUUUCCCUUCCUCUCCUCCCUAACUCUUCUAAACCUCCCUCCUUUCCUCCCUAACUCUUCUAAACCUCCCUCCUUUCCUCCCUAACUCUUCUAAACCUCCCUCCUUUCCUCCCUAACUCUUCUAACCCUUCCUCCUUUCCACCCUAACUCUUCUAAACCUCCCUCCUCCCUGUUUGUGUUCAGGGCUGCUGACAGUGGAUCCAGAGAGGCGUCUCAAGUUGUCUGCUCUGAGAGAGAACAGCUGGCUGCAGGGUGGGGCCAUCCUAUCCUCCACCCCCCUCUGCACCCCAGAUGUGCUCGAGUCCAGCGGCCCCAUCGUCCGCUCCUAUGUCAACGCCACCUACAAGGUAAUGGAAGUCUUAACCUCAUAUUUCUUUUCAAGUCCAGUGGGAAAAAAGUAUACGUUUCUAUAACCAAUAGAUUGCAUUCCUUGUGUUCUUUUUUUAUUAUAUAUUUUUUAUUGUCUUUUUCUACUCUCCCAAUCAAAUCAAAGUUUAUUUGUCAAAUGCAGAGUAAAGCGUAUUGUACGCAUUACAAUGAAAUGCUUACUUACUCGCUCUCAAGCUCUCCUCUCCAACAGUGGAACAUCUACAGUGGGGGAAAAAAAGUAUUUAGUCAGCCACCAAUUGUGCAAGUUCUCCCACUUAAAAAGAUGAGAGAGGCCUGUAAUUUUCAUCAUAGGUACACGUCAACUAUGACAGACAAAAUGAGAAAACAAAAUCCAGAAAAUCACAUUGUAGGAUUUUUUAUGAAUUUAUUUGCAAAUUAUGGUGGAAAAUAAGUAUUUGGUCAAUAACAAAAGUUUCUCAAUACUUUGUUAAAUACCCUUUGUUGGCAAUGACACAGGUCAAACGUUUUCUGUAAGUCUUCACAAGGUUUUCACACACUGUUGCUGGUAUUUUGGCCCAUUCCUCCAUGCAGAUCUCCUCUAGAGCAGUGAUGUUUUGGGGCUGUCGCUGGGCAACACAGACUUUCAACUCCCUCCAAAGAUUUUCUAUGGGGUUGAGAUCUGGAGACUGGCUAGGCCACUCCAGGACCUUGAAAUGCUUCUUACGAAGCCACUCCUUCGUUGCCCGGGCGGUGUGUUUGGGAUCAUUGUCAUGCUGAAAGACCCAGCCACGUUUCAUCUUCAAUGCCCUUGCUGAUGGAAGGAGGUUUUCACUCAAAAUCUCACGAUACAUGGCCCCAUUCAUUCUUUCCUUUACACGGAUCAGUCGUCCUGGUCCCUUUGCAGAAAAACAGCCCCAAAGCAUGAUGUUUCCACCCCCAUGCUUCACAGUAGGUAUGGUGUUCUUUGGAUGCAACUCAGCAUUCUUUGUCCUCCAAACACGACGAGUUGAGUUUUUACCAAAAAGUUAUAUUUUGGUUUCAUCUGACAUUCUCCCAAUCCUCUUCUGGAUCAUCCAAAUGCACUCUAGCAAACUUCAGACGGGCCUGGACAUGUACUGGCUUAAGCAGGGGGACACGUCUGGCGCUGCAGGAUUUGAGUCCCUGGCGGCGUAGUGUGUUACUGAUGGUAGGCUUUGUUACUUUGGUCCCAGCUCUCUGCAGGUCAUUCACUAGGUCCCCCCGUGUGGUUCUGGGAUUUUUGCUCACCGUUCUUGUGAUCAUUUUGACCCCCUGGGGUGAGAUCUUGCGUGGAGCCCCAGAUCGAGGGAGAUUAUCAGUGGUCUUGUAUGUCUUCCAUUUCCUAAUAAUUGCUCCAACAGUUGAUUUCUUCAAACCAAGCUGCUUACCUAUUGCAGAUUCAGUCUUCCCAGCCUGGUGCAGGUCUACAAUUUUGUUUCUGGUGUCCUUUGACAGCUCUUUGGUCUUGGCCAUAGUGGAGUUUGGAGUGUGACUGUUUGAGGUUGUGGACAGGUGUCUUUUAUACUGAUAACAAGUUCAAACAGGUGCCAUUAAUACAGGUAACGAGUGGAGGACAGAGGAGCCUCUUAAAGAAUAAGUUACAGGUCUGUGAGAGCCAGAAAUCUUGCUUGUUUGUAGGUGACCAAAUACUUAUUUUCCACCAUAAUUUGCAAAUAAAUUCAUAAAAAAUCCUACAAUGUGAUUUUCUGGAGAGAAAAAAAUCUCAUUUUGUCUGUCAUAGUUGACGUGUACCUAUGAUGAAAAUUACAGGCCUCUCUCAUCUUUUUAAGUGGGAGAACUUGCACAAUUGGUGGCUGACUAAAUACUUUUUUUCCCCACUGUAUAAAAAAGUAUUCAAUCAAAAAUUAAGUCAAAUGUAGUAGUAAAACAAAUAGAGAACACAAUAUAAAAAAAAAACACUAUAAUAAAGGAAUAUAAUAAAGGGUAUGUGCAAUAUAAUGACAAUAGAGAAAUAUAACGGAGGUGUAUGUGCAAUGUAAUAGAAUAGGUAGGUUAUAUUUAAGCAAUAAGGCCAGAGGAGGUGUGGUAUAUGGCCAAUAUACCACGGCCAUGGGCUGUUCUUAGGCACAAUGCAACGUGGAGUGACUGGACACAGCCCUUAGCCGUGGUAUAUUGGCCAUAUACCAGAAACUCCAGAGGUGCCAUAUUGCUAUUAUAAACUGGUUACCAACAUAAUUAGAGCAGUAUAAAUAAAUGUUUUGUUGUACCCGUGGUAUACGGUCUGAUAUACCACGGCUGUCAGCCAAUCAGCAUUCAGGGCUCGAACCACCCAGUUUAUAAUAUUGUAUGUACAUCCUCUCUCCAUUAGGCGUUCAACAAGGGGAAGAGGGAGGGCUUCUUUCUGAAGAGUGUCGACAACGCCCCCCUUGCAAAGCGACGCAAGCUCAAGAUGACAAGUACAGGUGUGGAGACUCGACGGAGCUCCUCUUGCUCAUCCUCUUCCUCAUCUUCCUCAGCUGCCUCUGCCGCUGCAACAAACUCAAAAGCACAGCCACCACACCAAACACUGCCCCCGAAGCUAG